Molecule: messenger RNA, 2606 nt
Organism: Rhinopithecus roxellana (golden snub-nosed monkey)
Lineage: Eukaryota; Metazoa; Chordata; Mammalia; Primates; Cercopithecidae
Gene: CMTM3
Product: CKLF like MARVEL transmembrane domain containing 3
Exons: 5
Coding region: 809-1357 (182 amino acids)
Cellular component (GO): membrane
Source: RefSeq, a predicted model, not a curated record
UCUCCAGACGUGCACGCAUGAGUGUGGAGCGCGCGCGCGCGUGUGUGUGUGUGUAUGUGAGAGAGAGAGAGAGAGAGAUGUGUUGGGGUUGGGGGACUGCAGGUCAGGAAGUCCUGCAGAUGUGCGUGCCUGUGUGUGUGUGCGUGUGUGUGUCUGUGUGUGUGCCUGGAGCUGCGCUUGCAGGUCUGAGAGUCCUCCAAGAAUGGGUUGGGGGAGGCGGGUGCAGGACCGAGGCCUGGAACAGCCAACAAAGAGGCCCUGGAGGAGGGUGGGGCUGGCCGAGGACUGGAGGGGUGGUCAAGGAAGUCGCAAGAAAACUCCGGCCCCCAAGAAAGAGAGAGGACAUGGGGUGCGGAGCUGACAUCACGGCCGGGGUCUUUGCUGUUUAGACGCCUGGGUUCCCGGAUUCCAGACACGCGCGCACGGGCAGGAAGUUAGACCAGAGACAGCGAGUAUAGACAGCCCUUGUGGAUAGGGGCAGACGGGUGGGAGCUACGAAUGGGUGCUGCGGCGGUGAUCGUGAGGCCUCCAGCGGCCCGAACCAGGAUGAGGGAGAAGGCGGAGUCUGCGGAGGCCCCAGACCCAGGCGCGGGGGGGUCGGACCCAGCAUCCCCCGCCGCUGGGGUCCGAGGGGGAGGGGCGGGCCGGAGGAGCGGGUGGGGGCGGGGCGGGGCGGGGCGGCGGGGGAUGCGCCCCUGCGCUAGGCAGUGUCGCCUACCCUCCUUCCGCACAGCCCGGGUUUCCGCUUCCCUCCGGGCGUGAGAAGAGGGGUGCCAGGCCGAGCCCCGGCCGUGCCGCCGCCGCUGCCAUGUGGCCCCCAGACCCCGACCCCGACCCGGACCCCGAGCCCGCCGGCGGCUCCCGUCCCGGCCCCGCUGUCCCCGGGCUCCGCGCCCUGCUGCCGGCGCGCGCUUUCCUCUGCUCUCUCAAAGGCCGCCUCCUGCUGGCGGAGUCGGGUCUCUCGUUCAUCACUUUUAUCUGCUAUGUGGCAUCCUCAGCAUCUGCCUUCCUCACAGCACCUCUACUGGAGUUCCUGCUGGCCUUGUUCUUCCUCUUUGCUGAUGCCAUGCAGCUGAAUGACAAGUGGCAGGGCUUGUGCUGGCCCAUGAUGGACUUCCUGCGCUGUGUCACCGCAGCCCUCAUCUACUUUGCCAUCUCCAUCACGGCCGUCGCCAAGUACUCGGAUGGGGCUUCCAAAGCCGCUGGGGUGUUUGGCUUCUUUGCUACCAUCGUGUUUGCAAUUGAUUUCUACCUGAUCUUUAACGACGUGGCCAAAUUCCUCAAACAAGGGGACUCUGCAGAUGAGACCACAGCCCACAAGACAGAAGAAGAGAAUUCCGACUCGGACUCUGACUGAAGGCCUGGCGGGUGCCCUGGCAACCUGAGCCACACAGGCCUCCACUCCUGCGCCUCACAGGGGACGCUGGUGUUGGAGGGGAAGCCUGGACUUCUGAGUUGCAGAGGGGGCUGCGGACACAGCAGGCCCCCCACAGCUUCAGGUUCUGCCUGAGCCCAGCCUACCAGGCUUGCCCCUCAGCUCAGCACUGUUGACCAUGCUGCGUGUGAGGGCAUCUUGGGUGUCCCACCCCUUCUCCCCAUUUCUGUCCCACAGGCCUUCAGCCCUUUAACCUCUCUGCCAAAAACCAGCACAAGGAGACAAAGCAGAGCCUUGUCUCCACCUGGGCAGCAGGCGUUCCAUGCUGCUAGGUGGUGGGGGUUGGGGGUCUUCUGUUUCACUAACAGGAACAAAGACAGAAACCGUGACAGGGCUGCCCCGCCAGGCCCCGCUGGGUUUGUCUGCACUUGGUGCUCCUGCCCACGCCAGGCACUUUGGUGACAAUGACCCUUCCAAGAAUCUUUGGUUCAAGGAGCACUAGUUCCCUCUUCAUUCCUGAAGCAGGGAGAAACUGACCUUUGCCUUGUCGCUCAGGAGAGUGGGGCUCGGCACCCAUAACCGACACCUCCCACCCUUGGAAACCAUGUUUUCUGAGGGUGAGAUGACCAUUCUGGGUCUAAGACUGUUUCAAAGAAGAGCUCAUAGACUGAACUGGUCCAGAAGACAGAGGUUACAACAGUGACGUCACAGUGACAGUGUCACGGGGAGCUGGGCGGGCCCAGCCAAACCCUUCUUAUUCCUAGAGCCCAGGCAGCAGGCAGGAGUUCCUGGACCCUCAGGACAGUGAACUUCCAGACCCCAGGGCAGGUCUAUGGGCCACUGCGGGAGAUGAGACUAGCCUUCUGUGUUCACCUAACGACUUAUACUGUGUAUCUGUCUUUGAUGGAAUUUUGUAACUUUUUAUAUAUUUUUUUUAUACAAAAGCAGCUUCUUAACAGAUGGCAUUUUCUGUGACUCUAGGCCUCACAAAAGAGCCAGAGUUCUGGACCCAUGUUUGGAGCAUCUGUAGCCUUAUUCUCUUGCAUGUGAAUCUCUUACCCUGAAAAAAAGCCAUAAUGAAUUAAGCCAGACUGACCACUUGCUUGGAGUGUGUGUUUGAAAAAACUGGAGCAAUACUGUUGGGUAUCAUGUCAGGCUUCAGUACAAGCUGGUAACGCCAGUGUGGAUCCUGUCAGCUUUCAGUUUUAGCAAAAAUAUACAUGAAAUCUGA